GAGGUGAAAUCUAUUUGUAGUGCCUGCACUAUUACUUGUAUAAAGAGGGCAGAAUAUGGACUUACAAAAAUUGAUACCGAUUCUUAUGCUUACUAUCCCCUUCGUGAAAGGACAGGAAGAACUCAAAGAAGUAUGUGGUUGUCAAGAUAAGUGGAUAAGAUACAAUGGGUCUUGCUACUUUAUCAGUGAAAAUGCAUUCUCUUUUGCAGAUGCAGAGACUUUCUGUGAGCAGUCAUAUGCUCAUCUGGUUCAUAUAGACACAGCUGAUGAAAAUUCUUUUUUGAAGACGUAUUUGCUCAGAAUGAAGGAUGCUAAUUACUGGAUAGGUUCACAUGACCGAUUGAUUGAGGGACUAUGGACAUAUGUUGACACAAACCAACCUUUGACCUUCACGGAUUGGUCUCCUGGUCAGCCCGAUUCUUGGCAUGGACAUGACGAAGAUUGCGGGCUCCUGUAUUUCCCUCACAAAUAUAUGUGGGAUGAUGGUCCCUGUGACAAUAAAAUUCACGCAAUCUGUGAACUGAGGUUGCCAGAGGGAAACCUAUUGGAGAUAAUUGGCUGAUCGUUGUAAAUAAAUGUAAAAUUGGAAAAAAGUCAAACUUUCAAAACAUCCAAAUGUUGUUGUAUUAAACCAAGAAAAAGGCCAAUUUAUUAUCUAUUUAAUCAAAGCAAAGCGCUACUCUUUUCACAUCCACAUUCUUACUCUUAUUUCUAUCUUUAUUUUUAUUUUAAUAAUGAAGAAAUUUUAAUAAUGAAGAAAUUUGAAGUUAUUUGUACUUGUGC
Ruditapes philippinarum (Manila clam) is the source of this 783-nucleotide messenger RNA. RefSeq names its product perlucin-like. Lineage: Eukaryota; Metazoa; Mollusca; Bivalvia; Venerida; Veneridae. The transcript is spliced from 5 exons. Bases 56 to 562 code for a protein of 168 amino acids. The record is from RefSeq and is a predicted model, not a curated record.